This is a messenger RNA of Suillus clintonianus, 1649 nucleotides long. RefSeq names its product ergosterol biosynthesis ERG4/ERG24. Gene Ontology annotation, cellular component: endoplasmic reticulum membrane. Gene Ontology annotation, biological process: ergosterol biosynthetic process. Gene Ontology annotation, molecular function: Delta14-sterol reductase activity. The record is from RefSeq and is a predicted model, not a curated record. NCBI's taxonomy places the organism in Eukaryota, Fungi, Basidiomycota, Agaricomycetes, Boletales, Suillaceae. The transcript has 7 exons. The coding region runs from base 94 to 1419 and encodes 441 amino acids.
CAAUUCCGUCGGAAGCACAGGCGCGCAUUGACCACGCAACAAUCAUACGACUGAACCACCAUUUCCAACGCGUUUCAUCGCGCACAAAGCACAAUGUCGACACCAACGAAAGCCAAGUCAGAGCCCGUGGCAGAGUUGAACCCGCGCUCGACGUCUUAUGAGUUCCUAGGCCCACCGGGUGCCUUUCUCAUCUCAUUCGGCGUCCCUUUCAUGACGUAUCUCCUCUACUUUGGUUGCUCAGAGGAGUCUGGCGGCUGUCCUCCUCUUUUACAAUCUAUUCCAGACCGGUUCGUGGGAGCGUUGAGUGAUAAAACCUUUUGGGCGAGUCUAUGGGACACCGAGGCUAGUUUGAUUUAUUUGGGAUGGUACGCAUUUUGCGUUGUUGCGUGGGCAGUGUUGCCCGGGGAUUGGGUCGAAGGUGUGACUAUGCGCACUGGGGAGAAAAAGAAGUACAAGAUCAAUGCCUUUUCGACAUUCCUCCUUGCAAUGGGUAUCUCCUGUGGAUACAUCCUUCGCAACGGCCCUGAGUCCUUCACCUUCAUCUACAAAAAAUGGAUAGGAUUCGUCACUGCUUCCCUCGUCAUGUCCGUGGUGCAGGCUUUCUACGUGUACGCGAGCUCAUACCGCCCGGGCGCUCUCCUCGCACUUGGUGGCAACUCGGGAAAUUUCAUCUAUGACUGGUACAUUGGCCGCGAGUUGAACCCAUCUAUUGGUUCGUUUGACAUCAAGUCCUUCAACGAGCUCCGCCCUGGCCUCAUCCUUUGGGUGUUGGUGAACAUGAGCAUGGUCUGCGAGCAAGCCGUACGUCGUGGGGGUUUCGCGAACGUUACCGACUCGAUGUGGCUCGUACUCGCAUUCCAGACCUGGUAUGUCGCCGAUGGAUUGUAUAACGAGCCUGCCAUUUUAACGACUAUGGACAUCACGACUGAUGGGUUUGGGUUCAUGCUUGCUGUGGGCGACCUCACUUGGGUGCCUUUUGUGUACUCGCUGCAGGCGCGCUACCUUGUGUUCAAGCAAGUGGAGCUUGGGGCCCUUGGUACCGCUGGAGUACUUGGACUCAACCUCCUUGGGUAUUACAUUUUCCGCGAUGCGAAUGGGGAAAAGAAUGAUUUCAGAAAUGGACGCAACCCCAAGAAUUUGAAAUACUUUACGACUUCUACCGGCUCGAAGCUUCUCACUUCUGGGUGGUGGGGCCGAUCAAGGCACCCUAACUACUUUGGUGACUUGUUGAUGGCAGUUGCAUGGUCGCUUCCUACCGGGUUCGACACCCCGAUCACAUACUUUUAUGUUGUGUACUUUGCGGUCCUGCUCGUCCACAGGCAGCGCCGCGAUGAUGAAAAUUGUGAGAAAAAGUACGGUAAGGAUUGGGAGACGUACAAGAAGCUGGUAUCCUACCGUAUUAUCCCAUACGUUUACUAGGAACGUGGUCUGGAUGAAUCUAAUUCUAUGGACGAUUAGGCUGUGGAAAUGUUAAUGGUUUAUUUAUGGUGUUGUCCUGGCUAGGAAAAUCGCGGAUUGCUUGAUCAGUUGGAGAAUCUCUUUCACUACAUUGGGUGACGCAGUUGGGUUUGGGGAAUUCCGUUCAUAAAAGUAUUAUCGUUCAAAAUUGUGCAAAUAACAGCUCAUUUCGCUCAAAGACUCCCGCGCUU